Messenger RNA from Pseudonaja textilis, 608 nucleotides. The record is from RefSeq and is a predicted model, not a curated record. NCBI's taxonomy places the organism in Eukaryota, Metazoa, Chordata, Lepidosauria, Squamata, Elapidae.
AUGGAUGAUCAGAUCGCCAAGUGGGUAAGCUCGUGUCGUCCCUGUCAGGAGUCCAGGGCAGCCCCGCCAGCCGCCACUCCCACCAGGUGGGAAAGUGCCAAUGCCCCAUGGUCAAGGCUCCACAUCGACCUCGCCGGGCCAAUGCAUGGCAAGACCUUCUUAGUGGUCGUAGACUCGUACUCUAAGUGGAUCGAUGUGGCAUUACUCCCGACGACCACCACUCAAGCAGUUGCCAAAGCACUGACUCGUUUCUUUGUGACUCAUGGGCUUCCUGACACCCUGGUCUCCGACAAUGGCCCCCAGUUCAUUUCAAGUGAAUUCAGCAGGUAUGUCACCAAUCUGGGCAUCAGACACGUCCUCACAGCCCCCUUUCACCCUUCUAGAAACGGGCUGGCAGAGAGGGCUGUCAGAUCGGCCAAGGAGGCUCUGGCCCAUUUCGACCAAGAGGACUGGCACUCUAAACUGUCUCGUUUCCUCCUGAGCCAGCAUACCACACCAUGCACAGUUACGAACAAAUCCCCAGCCGAACUGCUAAUGGGGAGACUCAUUCACCAUCUCAUCGCUAUCUCUGUUCAAAAGUUCCACCAACCUCUCCGCCAUCACCAACG